This is a messenger RNA of Microdochium trichocladiopsis, 1925 nucleotides long. Its product is annotated as cytochrome P450. The record is from RefSeq and is a predicted model, not a curated record. Bases 70 to 1629 code for a protein of 519 amino acids. NCBI's taxonomy places the organism in Eukaryota, Fungi, Ascomycota, Sordariomycetes, Xylariales, Microdochiaceae. Gene Ontology annotation, molecular function: oxidoreductase activity, acting on paired donors, with incorporation or reduction of molecular oxygen; heme binding; monooxygenase activity. The transcript has 5 exons.
CUGACCCAGGGUCUAGCUUCAGCGUUGCAUCCUCUGCCGAAUCGACCUCCUGCCAACUUCCUCCCAGCCAUGGCGUUACUCACAAAUCUCAUCGCGAGAUGCACGCUGCCCGCUAUGGUGCUGCUUGCAUUGGCUGGUGUCAUUGUCUACUAUAGUGGCGUCAUCGUCUAUAGGCUUUACUUCCACCCGCUUGCAAAGUUCCCAGGUCCCAAGCUCGCGGCUGCAAGCUGGUGGUACGAGACCUACCAUGAGCUCAUCAAGAAUGGUGGCUCACAAUUCACACCUCACAUACGGGACCUCCACGCUCGUUAUGGACCGAUCGUGAGGAUCACCCCAGAUGAGCUCUCUAUUGCAGAUGCAGAGUUCCACGACAGACUAUACGCACCCCAGCCCGCUGUCAGAGACCGUCACCCCUCGUUCAGCGCGGCUCUGGGCACGUUGAAUGGUUGCUUCAGCACGAACGACCACUACCUGCAUCGUCAGCGUCGUGCGGCCGUCAAUGCCUUCUACUCCCCCGCCAACCUUGCGGCCUUUGAGCCUCUGGCUCAGCAGAGGGUCGACCACCUUUGCAACCUCCUCUGGGAGCACCGUGGGCAGGUCACGCCACUGAGGACGUACUGUGCCGCCCUGAGCUUCGACUCGUUCUACUCCUGGGCAUUCGGUAACCCUCUGCGUCUGCUUGAUGACCUCGACAAGGCCGAGAUGAUCAACAAGACGGUCGAGAAGCUUGUCACAAGUCCGCCUGUGUACAAGUGCUUCCCGUCCGCGAUGAGAGCUGCCAAGCUAAUCCCAAGCUGGAUCCUGGUCAAGCUCUCCCGCGACGUCGCCAACGCCUUUGAAUUGCAGGCAAUGGUCGCCAGGGAGGCAGAACGGUUCGUCGCCAGCGCGGAGGACGCUACAGACGUCGAGAAGCGCGGACACUCCGUUGGUGCCGAGACGCUCUUCUCCGUGAUCGGCAAGAGCAGAAUCCCCGGCGAGGAGAAGACCGCGUCCCGCAUCACGCAGGAGGGCACCGAGAUGCUCAUGGCGUCGUUCACCCCCGGGCGCAGCAUGAUGAACGGCGUCUACUUUCUCGGCGCGUUUCCCGACGUCCUCACCAAGCUGCAGGCUGAGCUGGCCGAGGCAUUCUCGGAUCCGAAGGUUGCCAUGGACUUCAAGACUCUCAGCCAGCUUCCGUACUUGAAUGCCGUCGUAAAGGAGACGCUCCGCGCGGGCUUUCCGAUUUCCUCACGCCUACCCAUGAUCGCGCACGAGACGAUGCAGUUCCAGGAAUGGGAGAUCCCGGCAUAUACCGCCAUGUCUGUGAACCACCGCGGUCUGCUCUUCGACGAGACCGUCUUCCCCGACCCGCACGCCUUCAAACCUGAGCGCUGGCUAGAUACCGAACACCCCAUUGAUGCCAAGAGAUACUUUGUGCCCUUUGGAAAGGGGUCUCGCGGAUGUCCCGGAAGAGAAUUCGCGACCCAUCUGAUUAGACUUAUGCUCGCGCGAUUUGCGCAGAGGUUCGUCUUUGAGCUCGCCGACACCGACUGGGAUCGCGACGUCAAGGUGGUGCGUGAGUCCUUGUUGACGGCCUCUGCGCACGGCAGCACUGGCGUCAAGGUCGUUUUGCUGGAUGAACGCAAUUAAGCACUUAGUCGCCAUGCCGCAAACAGUCUAAUUUCUUCUGCAGUGGUGGUUUCGUAUUUUUCUGUUGUUUUUCAUUUCAUUUUCACUCAGAGAUACCUUUCGUAGUCAGCAUGUUUGAUUCGCUGCUUCAGCUAUCAUUCAUAAUCCCAGAUUGCCGAACUACGUGGUGCAUAGUCGUUUGUGAAAUCAGCCCUGCCUGCAUGGUCAUCUUUAAGUGUGGGUAAAGUGGGACGACAUCUGACAUGCACAAGUGCCAAGGAGCAAGGGUGUGGUAAUCAUAAGGCAGUUCAUUCGCU